AUGGAGUUCCUGGACAAAAUGGGUUUUUUCUACUUCCUUCAGGCUGCUAUUUCAUCUUUGCAUGCAAAUGAAAAUGACUUUGAUGACGGCUUUGCAGACGACUAUGGCAAUGAGAUCUCUCUGGACCAGCAGGGUGAGUNUGCUAUUUCAUCUUUGCAUGCAAAUGAAAAUGACUUUGAUGACGGCUUUGCAGACGACUAUGGCAAUGAGAUCUCUCUGGACCAGCAGGAACAGUCCCCUACCAAACCAUGUCGUACAGAUUUCUCCCACUGGGACAAGCUUUUCAUCGCUCUGGAGGAUUUCCACAUGAGACAGAACAUGCUGUUGGACUCAAUGGAGCAGUGCUGUGGAGGAAUGGUCUCUCUGAGGAGCCAGAUGGACAAGCUCCUCAGGGGGGCUUCACAGCAGACUGCACCCAGGCAGGUGUCAGCAUGCAGGGCACAGACAGACCUGGAGACUCUCAGGCUUCAGCACAGCUUGGCAGAGCUCCACCAAGGAAGAGCAGAGAUGGAGAGGAGGAUAAAUGCCACAUUGCAGAUGAUCCUGAACAGCCAACAUGAGGACAGCGCUCGACUGAAUCGUCUUGAGGAGGCAGUGUCAGAAAACAGCAGAAACAGACACCAACCAACCCAGAGACCUGGAAGUUUAGGCUGGACCUCCCUAACGGAGCAGGAGGAACAAGAAGCAUCUUCACAGCUGAACCUGGAUAUGAUAAAAAGCUCUCUAGUUUCCAUAGCGAGAGAUGUGCAGAGGCUUUACCUGCAGCUGAGCACAGUGAUCGAGCAAACAGGAACACUGAGAAAGGGCCGAGGAGACACAUAAACUGUCUGCAAAAUUAUAUACAGACAGAAAAAAGAACUGGAACUCUUUUAUAUGUUUUAGGGGUUUGUUUUAUGUUACAAGAGCUUGUAUUUUCCUCCAGAGAACAACCCUAAGGCACCAAUAAGAACCAUGUGGGUUUGCUAUAAUGAAUGAAAAUCAGUUAAAAAACUGUAUCGCCCUAGUGGAAAAUCUUUCCUCCCUUGUCCUGCACAGUUUACAUCUAAUUUCCAACAACCUAGUUAUUUACUCACAUUUUCAUUUGUCUGGAUCUUUGCAUCUGCUUUAUCCUGCUUCUCUAUUUCUUCAGAGGCUUGUGUAGCUGUAAGGACUGCUUAUACACAUAACCGCAAGGAGGAGAGCCAGAGGUUUGGUCUGUGUGUAAUUUAAAACGUGUUUCUCCUGCUCAUUAGUUGCUUUAGUGCGAAGAGGCCACCACUUGCAGUUCUCAGUGUUUAUGAUUCAUGUAGCCGUGCCAGAAGUGGGUUACUCUGAAGCCCAUCCCUCCUGCAGCCUCACAAAAGUAAACACACAUGUCUGCAGGCUUGUCUAUUUGAACUAAAAUCAGGUUGGUAUUGAUGUCAUAUUUUAUAAAAUCUAAGUCUUCACAUCAGCAUUUAGAUUUUUCAUUAUUUUAUUUAAGCAAGAGCCACAAUCUUGAUGUUAGUUUUUUUGUACUUCUCGUCACUUUCUUCUACCAAUUCCCAUCUGAUCAAUCCUGUGUUUCAUGAUGCAUCAUGGCUUGAUUCU
Molecule: messenger RNA, 1569 nt
Organism: Cyprinodon variegatus (sheepshead minnow)
Lineage: Eukaryota; Metazoa; Chordata; Actinopteri; Cyprinodontiformes; Cyprinodontidae
Exons: 3
Coding region: 1-822 (273 amino acids)
Biological process (GO): innate immune response
Molecular function (GO): complement component C1q complex binding
Source: RefSeq, a predicted model, not a curated record